GUGUUAUUGACACCGAAUGAGGGCUCCUGUACGCCUUAGUUCGGAUCAGACCUUAGUAGUUACUGAUAUCGACUGUCAUAUCAAUUUGGUCUGACUGGGGAGACUAACAAAUUGUGUCGUUUCCGACUGGGACUGAAGACUACUAUCGAUCUGAAUUCAGCCGUAACCAAACAGGUGAACCAUGCCCAUCAUGAAGCUCAACCUCAACUGCUACUUUCCGGUGGAGCCACCGUUUUUCACGCAAAUCAUUUUUGAGGGCAAUCUCAAAGUCAAAUCACUGUUGAGGGAGGUCCACAAGCAGCUCAAGGAGGAAAGCUAUGAUGUCCCACUGAGGGACCUUGUGCUGUACAAGGCGGAUGUCAAGAUAAAGCCCGAGGUGGAUCUGACAGACCGUGUCAUUCAGUGGCUUCGCAUCCAACCAGAGGCAGCCGAGCUCAGUGUUCUACAUGAUAUUGGAGACGUGUUCACCGAAGCCCUGCCAAAUGGUACUCUUCAUAUCAUUGUUGCCAAUGCCGAGAGUGCGUUUUUUCAUGUGUUUCCAUACCCCUCCCUAGCCCCCUCACCCCGUUUCAGUCAAGGAGCUACUUGACUUUGUUGACGAUCCUCAAGCGCGGUCUCGGAUACAGAUUAAGAAAAAGCUCGGCAAGCAGUUCGCCAAACUAUCAUCCAGCCCCUCCCCAUCUGCAGUUGUAAGGAGCGCUGAUGCAUUGGCAAAGUUCCUCAAUGCCGAUGGCCAUCCUGUGUGCCUCGAUCAAGUCCCAGCCGCCAUGUUCAGCCCGCCACUUGCGCACCUACAACGGGCCCUCGCCGAGCUUGGCGAUCUCGAGGUGACCGAACAUGAUGUCAGCCACGCGUCUAGCUUCCUCAGCAGUACAAUCAUGUCUUAUCACAAUGAGGACAGUCGCCGGAACGCCAUUCGGCAGCACGUCGACCACUUAAUGGGGGAGCCUGGUCAGUGGGAGGAAAGGCUUGACCGGGUGGGGAACAUCCAGCCUGAUGCGAGUUGGUGGCAAGCUUGCGCACUUUCAAGGAUCCUGCAAUUUCCCUGUCUUGCUUCUCGGUCUCUCGGGAAAUCGGAUCGAGAUUGGUGUGGCUGUCUGUGUUGGCUCUAUCUACGCAUCCAGGCUAGUCGCCUUCAAUAUCACCCCCGGAUUUCACUUGUCCGAGAACAUCAUCCAUGCGGCUCGAAUCUUCAGGUGCCUUUCAUCGUGUCGAGCGGCACUGGCAGCGCACUACCGCGCAGUUCAGGGCAACCACGUAACUAUUGCGGCAAUCUACCCUGACCCAACCUCAGUAUCAGGCAAUGCAUUGCCGUGCCUGACCUACCACGGUGUCCUCUUGCGAACCGGCGAGCACAUUUCGACCAGCUUGCCAGACCUGGGAGUUGGGACCACCGCGCUGUACCGGGCUACCCUUGGUGACGCUGCCACCCCUGAUGGUGCUACCGAGGUCGUCGUCAAGUUUGCGAGUCGGUACGGUAAAGCAGCCCACCGCCUCUUAUCCGAUGCCAAACUGGCCCCAAAGCUCCACUGGUGCGAGCCAAUCAUCGGGGGCCUUUUUAUGGUCGUCAUGGACCAUCUCGAAGACGGUGCAUCAAUCUGGCGACUGCGAAACAGUUCAAGGCCCAAACCUGUUCCCGAAGCUGUCUUGAGGGAUGUUAAAAGGGCACUAAAGCUCUUGCACGAGAAUAGGUUUGUGUUCGGAGACCUGCGUGACACGAAUGUUGUUUCUUCCAAGGAGCAAGGGUUUCUCGUUGAUUUCGAUUGGGCUGGGAAGGAAGGAGAGGACAGAUACCCAGCCGCGCUCAAUGAAAAUAAUAAGUGGCAUGCCGAGGUUCGUGCGCACGCCGUUAUGAGCAAGGCGCAUGAUGAUUAUCAGUUCGAACAGUUGGAGGCUCAGCUGAAGUAGUUUGUUGUAUCCUUUCAAGACCUUUUGUACCAUAGCUCCCAAAAUCGCAUUACAUUUGUCACCCACUCAUUUUCACCGGACUUU
Messenger RNA from Serpula lacrymans var. lacrymans S7.9, 1992 nucleotides. RefSeq lists its product as uncharacterized. The coding region runs from base 997 to 1908 and encodes 303 amino acids. The transcript has 4 exons. The record is from RefSeq and is a predicted model, not a curated record. NCBI's taxonomy places the organism in Eukaryota, Fungi, Basidiomycota, Agaricomycetes, Boletales, Serpulaceae.